This is a messenger RNA of Mus musculus (house mouse), 5267 nucleotides long. It is a transcript of the gene Erp44, whose product is annotated as endoplasmic reticulum protein 44. Lineage: Eukaryota; Metazoa; Chordata; Mammalia; Rodentia; Muridae. The record is from RefSeq and is marked validated. The transcript has 12 exons. Gene Ontology annotation, molecular function: protein disulfide isomerase activity. Bases 150 to 1370 code for a protein of 406 amino acids. Gene Ontology annotation, cellular component: cell surface; endoplasmic reticulum-Golgi intermediate compartment; endoplasmic reticulum membrane. Gene Ontology annotation, biological process: glycoprotein metabolic process; response to endoplasmic reticulum stress; protein folding.
CUCUGGAAGUUGUCCCGGGUGUUCGCCGCUGGAGCUCCGGGUCGAGAGGACGAGGUGCCGCUGCCGCCGGCCCCGGAGCCCAGCCCUUUUCUAGCCCGGUCCAGUCCCAGCCGCCACCUCCUGACCCCGCCGUCGACCCCGUCGUUACCAUGAAUCCUGCGGUCUUCCUGUCUUUAGCAGACCUCAGAUGCUCCUUGCUGCUCCUGGUAACUUCAAUUUUUACACCUAUAACAGCUGAAAUAGCAAGUCUUGAUUCAGAGAAUAUAGAUGAAAUUUUAAAUAAUGCUGAUGUUGCUUUAGUAAAUUUUUAUGCUGACUGGUGUCGUUUCAGCCAGAUGUUGCAUCCAAUUUUUGAGGAAGCAUCUGAUGUCAUUAAGGAAGAAUAUCCAGAUAAAAAUCAAGUAGUGUUUGCCAGAGUUGAUUGUGAUCAGCACUCUGAUAUAGCCCAGAGGUACAGGAUAAGCAAAUACCCAACCCUGAAAUUAUUUCGUAAUGGAAUGAUGAUGAAGAGAGAAUACAGGGGCCAGCGAUCAGUGAAAGCGCUUGCAGACUACAUCAGGCAACAGAAAAGUAACCCAGUCCACGAGAUUCAGAGUCUAGAUGAAGUCACCAAUCUUGAUCGCAGUAAGAGAAAUAUCAUUGGAUACUUUGAGCAGAAGGAUUCAGAAAAUUACAGAGUUUUUGAAAGAGUAGCAAGUAUUUUGCAUGAUGACUGUGCCUUCCUUUCUGCUUUUGGAGAUCUUUCAAAACCAGAAAGGUACAACGGAGACAAUGUAAUCUACAAACCACCCGGGCGUUCUGCGCCAGACAUGGUGUACUUGGGAUCUAUGACAAAUUUUGAUGUAACUUACAACUGGAUUCAAGAUAAAUGUGUCCCUCUUGUCCGAGAAAUAACAUUUGAAAAUGGAGAGGAAUUGACAGAAGAAGGACUGCCUUUUCUCAUACUCUUCCACAUGAAGGAUGAUACAGAAAGUUUAGAAAUAUUCCAGAAUGAAGUAGCCCGGCAGUUGAUAAGUGAAAAAGGUACAAUAAAUUUCUUACAUGCAGAUUGUGACAAAUUUAGACAUCCUCUUCUCCAUAUCCAGAAAACGCCAGCAGAUUGCCCUGUCAUAGCCAUUGACAGUUUUAGGCAUAUGUAUGUUUUUGGAGACUUUAAGGAUGUAUUAAUUCCUGGAAAACUCAAGCAGUUUGUAUUUGACCUACAUUCUGGAAAAUUACACAGAGAAUUCCAUCACGGACCUGACCCGACUGACACAGCCCCAGGAGAGCAAGACCAGGAUGUAGCGAGCAGUCCUCCAGAGAGCUCCUUCCAGAAGCUGGCGCCCAGCGAGUAUAGGUAUACUUUAUUGAGGGAUCGAGAUGAGCUGUAAAAACUCAAGAAUACUGCAAGCCUUUCCACACCAGCAGAGGCUUACGUGGUGGAAAUAGUGAACCUAUAUUUUCAUAAUUCUAUGUGUAUUUUUAUUUUGAAUAAACUGAAAGAAGUUUUGGGUUUUUAAUUUUUUUCCUCCCCCUGACUCAAUUGCAUUGUCAUUUAAUACAGCCUCUUUUUUACAAAAUCUGCUAGGGUUUUAAAGAACAAAAUAAAAACCAGAGGCCUGUCUCCACUUUAAAUCUGUCCUGGACAGUCUUUAUCAUGCAAGCGGAAGGUGGCAUUGCCGGAAGCACGCCGUUAACUUACACUGCCACUGCACAGGCAAGAGAAUCGGCCUGCUCCCUGUGUGCUAUCUGCUUUUUCUUUCUUCUUUUCUUUGCAUAUGGUCAAAAUCUAUUGGUAUUUUUAUUAUCACAUUUCUAAAAGCUAAGGGGAUAUAUAUUCUAGGGGCUUGGGAGGGAAAUAAAUUAAAAAUUUCACACUGUGUACUGUGUUGUACUGAUUGGUUGGGCAUUGCUUAUGAGGGUUCCAUAGUGGUUCUUCUUGGAUUCCUAAUGUGUAACUUAAACAUACUAUGAAGAGGAGGAGAGCCAUAAGCCAGAGCAUUUGGCAAAGAAAUGGAAGUAUUACUAAAUUUCUAUAUGUCUGUCUGAGACAACAGCAUAUGGAUGGCAUUUAAAACUUUGAAUGAAUUAACCCUGAAAUCAGGAAAGCAGGGACCCUGGUGGAGCAGGUUACCAGCGUUAAACUAGACAUUUUAAGGCUUUCUCUGUCUAGAAAUUUUCAUUUUCAAAGAAAAACUGUAUUUCAAUUAUUGUAAGUCCCCUCCUGUCUUUUGUAGUUUUGUUAUUGUUCUGUAGAUCAAAAGCAAAGAUGUUGAGGAACAAGCGUUUUACAUUCUUCUGUCAUCAACUGUCUAGGAUUGUUAGAGGGCGUUCCCCUCGCUUCCCUGGUUCCCCACGCCUGCAGUGGGCAGUCAGAAGGUCCCUGCCAGGCCUUGCUGAUGCCAGAGAUAGGAGCAGAGGGAGAAGACUCUUCACGUUAUAUCAGGAAUCCCAGUGCCAGAGGUCAGGCAGGCUCUAAAUUGGCUCUCCUCAGGGCCUGGGUGUGGUGCUAUAGGCCAAGGUCAUUUAUCCUUGGGAUAAGUCAGUCCCAGUUUGGGGAGAUAAUAUUUUUAAGCUUAAAAGAUUGACAUGUGCCAUUAUAUGUAGUGUGUAAUAUAUGUAACACCCUUCAAUCCUUUUAAAAUAAAAUGAAUAUUUAUAAUGGAUAUUUAAUAACUAUCAGCUUCCAGUUCUUAAUUAUGCAUGAUUUUGUCCAUAGUUUCUGUAGUUUUAUUCAGAAUAAUGAGUAUUAAUGAGGUGAUAAGGGGCUUGUUUAGAAUGUCUCACCAGAUUGUUUGUGGAGAACUAGGACAGAACUUUCUAGAAGCCAGGCUCCAUUCUGCCACUUCAUUGCUUUUAGUCAGAGUCUUGAAUAUGGUCACAGUUUUUGUUUUCAUGACCAAAUCUGAGAGGCUCCAGAUGAAAACUCACAGUUACACAGCACGCGCGCAUACAAGGUCAAAAACAGUGCCAAAAAAAAAAAUCAGCUGAAAUAAAUUUGUAAUCCUAUAAUUAGGCUUGAAAAAUAAUAAAAGAUACCACUCAAAUACUGGGCUGCAGACAACUAACUGAAAACAGUUAUUAGAAAAAAGGCCAAAGGGACACAUCUUCAAUGUGGUCUAAAAUGACAGACAUGCUGUAAAGUGAAAGAUGUAAUGUGUUACGUAGCUUUCCUGCAGAUCGGAACUUGGGCUGUAGCCUGCUAAUGCCUUCUCUGGGUGAUGAAGCCAUUCAGAACAGUGAUGCUGAGCCGUGUGUCUGUAGUGCCCACCAGCUUAAAUACUUAAGUGGUCAUCUUCACGUGUUCAUUGAAAGAAUCAGAAACAGAGUGGCCUCGAGUUGUGUUUCUGCCAUUGAAAGUGCUUAGCGCUCUGUAGGACUUGAUGCCAGUUUAUAAAAAGUUCUUGACAAGCUCAAGGGCACUCCAAGAAAAGAGGACAGUAAAAUGUUUUAAAACCCAAGUAUCAAGACUGCUUUUAGCCUGGCAUGGUGGUGGUAUACACCUUUAACCUCAGCACUCAGAAGACAGAAGCAGAGGGAUCUCCGAGUUCCAGGACAGCCAGGGCUGCAUCGUAAGACCCUGUCUCAAAAACAAAAGACUUUCUUAGAGAAAAUGGGGGUCUGAGAGCAGUCUGUUUAUUUGAAGUGUUGAUGUUGUCUGUAUACCAGGGGCUGAAUUAGAACUGGAGGAAGCCAUCAGGGAGCAAAUAUCAGUUGACAGCUACUCACAGUAACGUUCUUGGUGCUGUAACUUUUUACCUAGAGUUGCUUAUAAUUUGUUAGGUCAAUGACCUUGUAGAACACCACUGUAACAAGCGAUUCCAGAUUAAACAUAGAGGAAAUAGAGCUAAUGUGCUUGGCAUAGAAACACAGGGUCCCAAAAAUCUCAUGGAGAAAAUUCUGCUGAGGUUUUAAAAGAUGAACACCUGAAAAGAGAUAGGAUUUGGUGUGGAUAUGAUAAUCUGAAUGAAGGUAGUAAGCUCCAUGAUGCACUAGGAAGGCGUACUCGUAGAAAGACCAACUCACUGGAGGCUCAGGAUACCAAGGAAGGGAUUUACACUGUUUUGCAGGUCCUGAGGAUGGUACUUAGAAGCAGGUCUCAGACUUAAGAGUUCAGCAGAACCUUGUCAGUGCAACAGAGGUUACCUCACUCAGUCUGUGCUGAGCCUCAGGCUCCUCUGCUGUAGCUAGAGAGGCUGCCCAAUUGCCCUGAAGAAUGCUUGAAUAACUAAGGACCAGAAGCUAGAGAGACUUCUUGCUCCUCUGCCAGCAUGAGGAAGCAAGACAUCCACUGUUCUGUGGCACACACUCAGGCAUGACAUGUAUCUAAAACAUUUACAUGAAUGCAUAAGGUAGAGAAUAAACAUCUGAAGUGUCUCACAGAGAGCUCACUGAUGAAGCCAGUUUGCCAGGGAUCUUGUGGAAACUGGCAUGAAAAAAGUUAACAGGAAGUAUGCAAUACAAAACAGUGUAUGGGGGGCUGGAGAGAUGGCUCAGUGGUUAAGAGCAUUGGCUACUCUUCCAGAGGAUCAGGUUCAAAUCUCAGCACCCACAUGGCAAUUCAUAACUGUUUCUAAGUCAAGUUCCAGUGGAUCGGAUUCCCUUACACAGAUAUACAUGUAGGCCAAACACCAAAUGUACAUUAAAAAAGAAAAGGAAAACUGUGUUUGAAAUGGGAAUGCUUAGAAUGGACUCAAGAGAGAGUGCUGAUUUGGCUUCCUUUAAAAAAAUGCACCAAGGAAAAGGAAUGGGGAAUGGAUUGAUAAAGCGGGAAAACCAGAGUAACUCGCUAUUUUUCCUUCGACACUGUCUGCUAAGCCAAAAGUAAAAUGACAUGAAAUUUAGAACCCAUGUAUACCACACAAGCAAACACAAAACUUGGCCCCCUUAAAUUAUUAAAGCUGUUCAGCCCAUACUCUGUAUCACAUGGCAGUGCUUUUUGUUGCAACUGUUGGGUCAGCCCGGGAAACCAUGGAGGAUAUAUGGUUAAUGGGGCACAGUGUUCCAGUUUCAGAAUGAUUGUGCUAAUGGCAGUUAGCUAUGCUGCUGAAUAAAGUCUUGUGAAGAACGUGCAAUGCCCAUGGUCUGUGCUGGAGGAGAUUUAGGUUGCUUUAAGCAGAUGAGAGCCCGAGGAUCAGCUGUUCCAGGACUGGAGCUGCGGACUGCUGCCAGUAACGGAGUUACAUAUUCAUUAAACAGCCUGGGUAGGACCUCUGCUUAGCAACUUUUCUAGCUGUGUUUGAAAUUUUGUAUGUAUUUCCAAGUAAUAAAAUUAUAUUUGCAAAAUA